GCUUUUAUUAUUAUGACUGGUGUUUGUGGGUUUUAAGAGCAGGUAAAUCAUGAUGAGCCGGAAAGAUUCCCUGUUGGCCCUCCCAUAGGUGUGUAGCAAUUCAUUAGCAUGUGGUGUGUCUGGUUUCCCUGCAGGGCGGUGCAGCAGCAGCCUCCUAUAGAGGAAUCAGCAAGUGUGCAGGAGGGGCUGGACUCUCUGAGCUCCGCGGCUUCGGUUUUGUCGCUCACAUUGCGGAUGUUUGCGGUUGAUUGAGGAGGCUGGCUGUUGUUGUUUUGUUUCUUUGCAAUUUAAAGUGGUAUGAGAGUGGGGAGCUUUUUUAUGGCUAAUGGCACAAGUAGAGGUUUUCAAAAUACAAACUUUUCAAUACCUGAAACUUGACGUUGGCUGGAUCUGUCAUGUCAUUAGUUUGUUCAGAUGUUUAAAUUGUAUAGUGCUUUAAUGCGGACACGGAACAGAAUGUGCUUUGUGUCUUAUUGAUUUAUGGGCUCAGUUUUUAUUUAGUUUUGUUGACUUUGUUGAUCCUCUGAGCUCAAUCAUUGAUCAUGGUCGGUGGAAGAAGCGCCGAUCUGGCACCAACAGCCGCUGUCAAGGUCUUUUCAGCUGGAACAGCUGGCUGUGUGGCCGACCUGGUCACUUUCCCCCUGGACACAGCCAAAGUCAGGCUGCAGAUUCAAGGUGAAUCCAAACCCUCAUUGGGAGCCCAGAGAGCGAGAUACAAAGGUGUUUUUGGCACCAUCUUCACCAUGAUAAAGACCGAGGGCCCGAGGAGCCUGUACAGCGGACUGGUGGCAGGACUGCACAGACAGAUGAGCUUCGCCUCAGUCCGCAUUGGCCUGUAUGACACCAUGAAGCAGUUCUACAGCAGGGGGUCUGAGAAUGCAGGAAUCGGGACGCGGCUGCUGGCGGGCUGCACCACGGGGGCGAUGGCGGUGGCCUUCGCUCAGCCCACUGAUGUGGUGAAAGUCAGGUUCCAGGCUCAGGUCCGCCUGCCUGAGAGCGGCUCUGUGAAGAGGUACAACAGCACGAUUGACGCCUACAAGACCAUAGCCAGGGACGAGGGGGUUAGAGGCCUCUGGAAAGGCUGUCUGCCAAAUAUAACUCGUAAUGCCAUCGUAAACUGCUCCGAGCUGGUGACUUAUGACCUCAUCAAAGAGCUCAUCCUGAAGCACAACCUGAUGAUGGACAACAUGCCGUGUCACUUCACAGCAGCCUUCGCGGCAGGUUUCUGCACCACCAUUGUAGCAUCUCCAGUGGAUGUGGUGAAAACGCGCUACAUGAAUUCAGUGCCUGGGCAGUACAGUGGUGCCAUUAACUGUGCCUUAACAAUGCUGGUUAAAGAGGGACCCACAGCUUUCUAUAAGGGAUUUAUGCCCUCGUAUCUUCGUCUGGGUUCCUGGAACAUUGUGAUGUUUGUGAGCUACGAGCAGAUUAAAAGAGCUGUGGUAAGAUUUCAGCAGUCCUGGGAUUCUCAGCUCUGACCUGUCUGACAGCUGCUCUGGCACUGGAUUGGUGUUAUUAGUGUGGCAGAGCUGGUACUGUUUGUAGCAAGCAGCACAUUUUUCAGAGAGACAUCGUGGUAAUGACUGCUGCUGCUGGUCCAGACCUGUUCUUCCUCAGGGAUACAACAGUAUAUGCUUCGUUUUAAAGAGGAGGUUCUCAAAAGAAGAAAAACUGCAGGGGUGAUUAAUGGUGAAUGUUUGCGGACUUGCGCACAUUAUUAUAAUUUUUAUCUAGUAUUUUUAAAUGGCCUUUUUUUACAGAAGACAUUAGAACGUGUCAGAGGAGGAAAGGUACUGGUGUAAAUAAUGAAAUGAAUGAAGCUAAAUUCCAUUUAGCUGCUCAAGUUUCAGGGCCCUUGUAUUGUGCUGCUGUAAUGACUCACUUAAAUAAAACAGAGACCUUGUUAAUAUCCUUAGUAACACCUGUGCUUUCCCUACAGUCAAAAUUUCUGUUCAGAAAAAGGUUAAUUUAUAUUUGCACAGUAAAAUCUGGUGUGGAUGGGGA
Morone saxatilis (striped sea-bass) is the source of this 2004-nucleotide messenger RNA. RefSeq names its product mitochondrial uncoupling protein 2-like. The transcript is spliced from 6 exons. Gene Ontology annotation, cellular component: mitochondrial membrane. The record is from RefSeq and is a predicted model, not a curated record. Lineage: Eukaryota; Metazoa; Chordata; Actinopteri; Moronidae. Gene Ontology annotation, biological process: mitochondrial transport; mitochondrial transmembrane transport; response to cold. Gene Ontology annotation, molecular function: oxidative phosphorylation uncoupler activity. The coding region runs from base 543 to 1478 and encodes 311 amino acids.